Hymenoscyphus albidus is the source of this 797-nucleotide messenger RNA. NCBI's taxonomy places the organism in Eukaryota, Fungi, Ascomycota, Leotiomycetes, Helotiales, Helotiaceae. The record is from the annotation of a GenBank genome assembly.
AUGCACCAACCCGAGAUACACCUGUUUGGGCGUGCUCGUCCUGAUGGAACCGUUGAACUUCCAAAUUUUUCUGUGCCAACUUUGCCGGGAAUCUCAAAACGCUAUACUAACGGCAACAGUCCGACGUACCUUUUUAUCACACGCAAGGGGUAUAUUGGAUUGGGCCCGUUGAAAACCCAACUUGGUGACGAGGUGUAUAUCCUCCGCGGUGGCAAACCCUCUUUUAUUCUUUGCAAAGCCGUUUUUCGCAAGGUUUUAAGGGGAAUACAAUGCAUUGGUGACUCCAAUCGACAAUGUUUCGAGGUGAUAGGGGACUGCUAUGCACAUGGACUCAUGGACGGUGGAGCUUUUGAGUUUGGGCAGGAACGAUUCAAUAGAAGGACACAUGUGUAUUUGACCGUGUGUCUUUUCAAGAUGGGGCUAGCUAAAUACCAAGCUUCGUUGGAUCACUGGCAGGCCAUCCUUCGCGAAGACGUGAUAUACUCUCGACCAACACACACUACGCAAAAUAUCGACCAAUUGAGAUUGGAAAUGAAAAAGCAAUAGUUAGCCAAGAUGGGUCUUUGGAGGGGUCUUUGAUGGGUCUGAACAUUGAUGAAGGUUUACGGGAGAGCUUGAGCACUAACCGAAAGUCAGAAGGCUUCCAUAUACCGAUGAGUGGCAUGCAACAAAAGCAGUUUUCGGUUUUGAAGGUGAAGGCUCUCAACCUCCUGAUCAAGGGUGACGAACAAAGCAUGCGCGGAAUCGAGGAGGGUUCUCAAUUCCAACCGGUCCUCCGCCAAUUUUACCUUGUAUAA